AUGCAGUUGCUAGUGAUUCUUAUUCCUGCACUUUUUGCCGCAAUAGCAGUUGCAGAUGGCGAUAAUAAAGAACUCCCUCUAGCUGAGGCAUGUGACGAAGAUCUUUGUAAAUUGCCAAACUGCCGAUGCUCGUCCACCGAAAUUCCCGGAGGAUUAAAACCAAGAGAUACUCCCCAGUUUGUUCUUCUUACAUUCGACGAUGGUAUUAAUGUACGCAACAUAGAAACUUAUCGCGAGAUCGCGUACAAACGUCAAAAUAAGAACAACUGUCCCGCUAGUGUCACCUUCUUCAUGAUCCAUGAGUACACAGACUAUCGACUGGUUAACGAACUUUAUAACCAAGGUUUCGAAAUCGCCCUUCAUUCCAUCUCUCACCAAACUAAUCAGACAUAUUGGGCUGAGGCAACUUACGAUGAUAUGUUGAAAGAAUUCGGAGACCAAAAACUUCAAGUUGCUCACUUUGCUAAUAUCCCCGAAAAUGCUCUUCAAGGCGUUCGCAUACCGUUCCUUCAAAUGACGGGAAAUGCCAGUUUUCAAGUCAUGGCAGAUGUUGGUUUUAAAUACGACUCGUCAUGGCCAACAAUUAGUCACGUAGAUCCAGGACUAUGGCCUUAUACUUUAGAUUAUGCUUCGACCCAAGAUUGUAUUAUUCCUCCUUGUCCAACUGCGUCAAUACCUGGUGUUUGGGUGUUACCUAUGGUCAGCUGGACUGACUUGGAGGGAUACCCUUGCUCUAUGGUCGAUGCCUGUAUAUAUACACCACCACGCGACGAUGAAGAAAAAUGGUUUCAAUUUAUCCUAAAGAACUUCGAAAGGCAUUACCUCGGCAAUCGAGCUCCUUUUGGUUUUUACGUACACGAAUGGUAUAUCUCCGCCUACCCUGCCGUGAAAAGAGCUUUAGUUAGAUUCUUGGAUUUAGUAAAUAAUCUUAAUGAUGCUUUCAUGGUGAGUACGAGUGAAGUUAUUGACUGGGUACAAAACCCUAUCCCAUUAGACGAAUACGUUAAGAAGGACUGCAAAACAUUCGUACCGACCGUUUGUCGACCUGCAAGCUGUGGACCUUUAAGUUCUUCGCAUAAUGAGAUGAGCUACUGGAUGCAAAUUUGUAAUACAUGCCCAAAAGUUCACCCUUGGCUUGGAAAUCCUCUCGGAAAAUAA
Parnassius mnemosyne (clouded apollo) is the source of this 1158-nucleotide messenger RNA. Lineage: Eukaryota; Metazoa; Arthropoda; Insecta; Lepidoptera; Papilionidae. The record is from the annotation of a GenBank genome assembly.